AUGAGAGCAGCUCAAUUGCUACUGAACGCGGCUAAAAAGAAGGCAUCUACAACCCCAGGCAUUCCAUUAGAAUUAACCCCUCUCUUUAUUGCCAUGGGUGUGGCUGUUUGUUCUGGUACUUGGUUCACCUACAGACAUUUAGCUCAUGACAAGACUCUAAGAUUAUACAAGAACCCAGAUAUUUCAAAGUUGGACGAGGUUUUGAAACAAGAGAACGAGAAAUGA
Molecule: messenger RNA, 225 nt
Organism: Eremothecium sinecaudum
Lineage: Eukaryota; Fungi; Ascomycota; Saccharomycetes; Saccharomycetales; Saccharomycetaceae
Gene: MRA1
Product: Mra1p
Exons: 2
Coding region: 1-225 (74 amino acids)
Source: RefSeq, a predicted model, not a curated record